AUGCGGCUUAUUGUGACGUACAAUGGCCGCGCCAUCGACGUUAAACAGUCCCUCUCGCAAUUUCCUAUUUACGAACAUCUACUUGAUUGCAUUUCGCUUGCUACAGGUAUCUUGUAUGAUGCCUUGAUAUGUAUCACCAAAGACGGUCUGCAGAUUGACCAGCAAGUGUUGGACCAGCUUUUAUGCCAAGAUCAAGAUGCCGACACAGAGAUUUUUAUUUUUGACCGGGAUCUACUUACAUCAGACACGGAUAGUAUGGUACAAAUGCUGGCCGUGUCCAUAGAAAAUACACCCAUGACGGAACCACCUAUGAUGCUCAUGGGAUCAACUACUCCGCCUCGGUUGUGGGACGCGUUUAAGAGCUGGUGUCAUGAGUUACAGCAGCAUAUUCGAGCAACAUAUGCAGAAGCCGAAUCAUUGUAUGAGAAUAUUGAGCUUAUCCAUCGAAGCACGCUUGUUGCCUUGGCCCAUGUAAGAUUACACGCUAGCAACAUCAAAUCGGCUGCUGAAAAGCUCGCUUCCAUUGCACUUAGAGACUUUGCUUGGAUGGAAGAGCUCUUGGUACGGAAUGAGAAAGAUAUGGCUAUUCUUCGUCGGGUCCCUGUUCAUCCCCAGCUGCUUACGUCCAAGUCAGCCAGCACGACUACUGAAUCCACCUCAUCAAGCGUUGUUCGGUCAACGCUGAGCGACUUGUUCGAUACUGAACGUGUUCGCCAAUCAGCCCAAUCUUGUGAACAUACGUUUGAGCGCCUUCGCAAAUCUUAUACCCAAAUCACACAGACUGAGGCACAAUUAAACCAAGACCUGCACGAACUAGCUGCAGAAAUCGAACAAACAGAAAUUGAGCCGUCCAACAAGACCUUCCAACAUAUGAAAAAGUUACAGCGAGAAUUGCAAGAUGAUUGCGAUGCUUUUGUAAUUGAGAAUGAAAAAGCAGGUUUUCGAAAACCCGCUGAAUGGCUUCAAAUCCAUCACCGAGCAGAAGUACUGCGCGGUCAAGGAGCAGCUGUGCUCUCGACACUUGACUGCCUCGCUCAAGAUCGGAACGAGCUCAUGCAAUGGCACAUGAAUUUAGUGCAGGACAUUAGCAGUCUCCAAAGUGAUUUCUCAGAACUAGGCGAACUUAUGGCUGACACAGAUACGGCUUUGGAGGCUUGUGUGCAAAACGAUUUCAAGGUACUCAAUCAAGUGCACACCAUAUACGGUGCGUAUGGAGCGACCCUCGUUGAGGCUGUGCGACGUUCCGAGUUCACACAAAUGUAUCUUAACAAGGCACAGCGAAUUGCUGAACUGAUGGCCAAGGUCUCGGAAAAAGAGACACUUCGUCGCAAAAGACAUACGCAGAUCAUUAGUGAUGCGUUUCCGCACAAUGCCAUCAGUAUCGAGACACCUCUGCCUCUCUUCGAUAUAACCACACGACGACAUGAUGCAGCCCCAACCAUUACACGCCGCGACGAGGCCGAUUUUCGUGCCCAUCUAAAGGCCCUAGAUUCCGAGGCACGAGAGGCCCAUCUACAUCCAGCCCUCGAAGCCGCCGUAUUGGCCUAUAUGGCACCUUUGGAUCUCGAGCCCGGCGAUUGCGAUGCGUCCUUUGCCGCGAUGGCUCGUCAUGAGUUGGGUCUCGAAGAAGCACUGUCAUAUGACGCUGGCGAUGAUGAUGACGAGGAAGACGAGGACGACGAUGAUGAGAGUAUCAAAUACCGUCCUACCUAG
Malassezia restricta is the source of this 1713-nucleotide messenger RNA. RefSeq names its product protein ATG11. Gene Ontology annotation, molecular function: protein kinase binding; molecular adaptor activity. Bases 1 to 1713 code for a protein of 570 amino acids. NCBI's taxonomy places the organism in Eukaryota, Fungi, Basidiomycota, Malasseziomycetes, Malasseziales, Malasseziaceae. The record is from RefSeq and is a predicted model, not a curated record. Gene Ontology annotation, cellular component: extrinsic component of membrane; phagophore assembly site membrane; Atg1/ULK1 kinase complex. The transcript has a single exon. Gene Ontology annotation, biological process: piecemeal microautophagy of the nucleus; reticulophagy; autophagy of peroxisome.